UAAUUAGUGAACAGUUCUGAACCGUGACAAUUUAAUACAUACAGCCAAAAAUUAAACGCAUGAAGUUUUAUGUAAGGAAAAUGCAAAUUAAAUUGCACAAGUUGUGGUGUCUCAUAACAAGAGCUGCAUUUCACUGGAUCAGUUUGAUAGCAAGAAAAUAGAUACAACAGGUCAAACAUGAGUACACCUGUUCCAAUCAUAGAUCUGAGCAAAAUUGGUCUACAGAGGAAGCUCAUUGAAAUAGACAGACAUGACCUUGAAACUGUAGCAGACCAACUUAAAAAUAGUUUAUGUAAAUUUGGAGCGUGUUAUUGCACAAACCAUGGCAUUGAGUAUGAAGAAAAAUACGUGAAAAGCUUUGAAAAAUUCUACAAACAACCACUUGAAGUUAAGACACAACAUCUUCGCGGAACGCGGCGUGAUUUUGGUUAUUCACCAAUAGGGCAGGAAAAAGUUAACCUUGAGAGACCUGGAGACCUAAAAGAGUGUUUCAAUUACCAGCCGGCAGACGAUCCGAAUGAUUGGAAGAACAACGACUUUCCGUCUGCGUGUAGAGAAAUGUUUAAUGACUGUGUGAUACUAGGAUACCGUGUGCUUGAUGCACUUUCCAUAGCGCUUGGUCAAAACCAAACAUUUCUAAGAGAAGGGCACAGAAAGAUUGGUACACUUGAAAACCCUACAACGUUAAGAACGAUAUACUAUCCUCCAAUCACGACAAUAGAUUUAGGACUUAAUCAAUUUCGUUUUGGUGAGCAUUCAGAUUACGGAACAAUAUCAUUUCUGUUUCAAGAUGACGCCGGCGGACUGGAGAUCAAUGUCAAAGAUAAAGGCUUUGUACAGGCAAUACCAGUUCCACGGACCUUUCUCUUAAUUACGGCUGAUUUACUACAGCGUUGGACUGAAGACAGUGUCCCUGCUGUGGUACAUAGGGUGCUGAUUCCAGAAGAAGAACAAAAGAAAAGGAAGCCUCGGCAAUCGUCUGUCUUCUUUAUAGUACCAGAUCAUGAUUUCUUGGUGAGGCCUAUGUAUGGAUCAACGAAGUAUAAACCAAUCACGUGCUUGGAAUAUUUACAACCGAAAAUGGAGGCCCUCGCAGGCGUUAAAUACUAGGAAUGCUUAUUGCUCAACUGUAUUUAAAUUGAAAGAAAUAGUUACCAAAUUUAAGACCGCCUUGUAAACUAUUAGAUAAUAGAGUUGUUUUUUUGUAUAAUAUUAUUAAAUCAAAAUGGCCACGCUUGUAAUCCAGAUACAUCAAGAUGCAUUAAUACCUUUUUCAAUCAUUUUACUUAUAAAAUACCAACGUAUGAACCAUUGCACAGAUAUAUUGCAUUACUUAUGCUCAUUUAAAAAUGAUUUCGACGUAAAAUUAUUUUGAUUUUUGCUGUUAUUCACAUAAACGAAGUUGUUAGUACAGAAAUAUCAUUUCAAUCGGAAGAUAAGCAUGCAUGAUAACUGCUAUUAUCUAUAAAGAUAGACUAAUCCAUGAUAGUCCAUGUUAUGAUAAUGAGGCAAAUUUACCGAAUAUAUCGUGCUUUUUGCUUAUGUUGACUAAGAUGACAAAAUGCACAUUGUAGCAGAGUUAUUUCGGUUUUGGUUUGUAAAUAGACAGAUUGUUUGGGUUUAUGUAUCGGAGAUAUCGGUUGUUAAAUCGACAUUAAGACUUCAGGACUAAUAGUGAAGUUUAAUCAUCAUUAUGGAAGAAUUUUGUGUAUAACAAUCAACUAAACAUUGUUUAAAUACAUACAUGAAUUACUAAAUAUUAAGUAACAUAAUUUUCUAUAUAGUUACAUGAAAAAUCGGGGUUGUUAUACAAAUUUACUACAUGAACGCUCUAUGUUUUGAAAUUAUUACGGUUUAUGUAAGUAAACAUAUAUUUUUCUAGAUUAUAGAGAUAUAAAGAUAUUUCUCUCUUAAUUCGAUUUCUUUAUGCUCUUCCAUUAUUAUUGUGGCGGCUAUUUGUAUAUAGACUUUUUUGUUCGUUUAAUGUAUACACUCUAUAUGUCGGGAUUAUUGUUGCUAUUAUCUUCUUUAAUACUUAUUUAUACUUAUACACUCUAUAAACAGGAAUGAAAUAAAUGAUAUUUGCAACA
Molecule: messenger RNA, 2090 nt
Organism: Ruditapes philippinarum (Manila clam)
Lineage: Eukaryota; Metazoa; Mollusca; Bivalvia; Venerida; Veneridae
Exons: 2
Coding region: 178-1110 (310 amino acids)
Molecular function (GO): dioxygenase activity
Source: RefSeq, a predicted model, not a curated record